AUGACUAUGUUGAACACCCUUUUAGCUCUUACGAACUUUCGAUCUCCCUUCCUUCGUACACUGGUUCCCAGUAUUGGACUCGCCUAUGCUAUCCAGGCUGGUGUCGCAGCUCCUAGUAUCGUCUUCCAGUCUGAACGAUUCUACGAUCUAAGUGGAUCAUUGACAUAUCUGUCAUGCACGGCACUUUCUCUUUACUUGCCUACGCUGAGAGCUAGAGCUGCAGCAGCGACUGUCUCUGCUGGUACUGCAGCUCUCCCUGGAUUCCCUAGCUUGUUGGCCAGUCUAGCCAGCAAGGGAGGUGUUCAGGCCUGGAACUGGAGACAGGUAGUCCUCAGUGCUGCUGUAGCCAUCUGGGCCACGAGACUCGGAUCCUUCCUCUUCUCCCGCAUCAGCUCAGAAGAUGGCCGCGACUCCCGCUUCGACGAGAUCAGGACCUCUCCUCCCAAGUUCCUCGGAGCCUUCUUCGCCCAAGCAACCUGGGUCUCUCUCUGCCUCCUCCCCGUUCUCGCUCUCAACUCGGUACCCGCAACAACUCUCUCCGCCCUUCCCUUCCUGACCCUCACCGACGUCAUUGGUGUACUCCUCUACGUUGGCGGUCUCGGAUUCGAAGCCACAGCCGACAAGCAAAAGAGCCAGUGGAUGGAAGAGAAAAAGAAUAAGAAGCACAAUGAAGAUUUCCUGACCAGAGGCCUGUGGUCCAAGAGUAGACACCCCAACUACUUUGGCGAAAGCACCCUUUGGACUGGUAUCGCUACCGUUGCUGCCGGUGUUUUGGUUAGCAAUGUCGGUCAGUCUGGUAUGGGAUUCAGCGGCAGUCUUGGUGCCAGGCUUGGUGCUUUGGCUAUGGCUGGUGUCAGCCCUGCCUUUGUUACUUUCCUGUUGUUCAAGGUAAGUUCCGAAGACGACGACAAUGGUAAGCUCCCAUGUGCUUACAUCUCAACCAGGNUUUCGGGUAUUCCUCUCAGCGAGAACAAGUACGACAAGCGCUACGGUGACCGCAAGGACUACCAGGAGUGGAAGAAGGUAAGGCGUCAUUUACAACGACAGCAAGACCCGCUGCUAACCAUAGACNAGAACACACCCAUGUUCUUCCCCAAGCUUUGA
Molecule: messenger RNA, 1104 nt
Organism: Aureobasidium uvarum
Lineage: Eukaryota; Fungi; Ascomycota; Dothideomycetes; Dothideales; Saccotheciaceae
Source: the annotation of a GenBank genome assembly